Molecule: messenger RNA, 860 nt
Organism: Vollenhovia emeryi
Lineage: Eukaryota; Metazoa; Arthropoda; Insecta; Hymenoptera; Formicidae
Exons: 3
Coding region: 1-465 (154 amino acids)
Source: RefSeq, a predicted model, not a curated record
AUGGAAUUUUACGAAAUCAACUCACGGCGCGACGAAGUCGACUCCGUAUUCCACGCGACCGAAAACCACAACGUGCGAGACGCGUUGCGGUGGUCCGUUCGGAAGACGCAGAAUGCUGCUACAGGGAUAACGUACUCUCGUCGAAGCGACGGUGGUAGCAACGACGGCGAUAUACGCGGCAGCAGCGGCAGCAACGAUGAACGCGAAAUCGGGCAAGAGCGAAGAGCGUGCGCGGCACCUCGACGCGCACUUUUACGCGACACUCCCGAAUCGAGACGCCAUAGAACGCGAAAUCGCGCAAGAGCGAAGACCGCGCGGCAUCUCGACGCGCACCUUUACACGACACUCCCGAGUUCCGAGAAUUGUUCAACGAGUUCCGACAUCGUUACCAAGAAAAUGGAGACCACAGCCGAGAAUACAUUGAAUGCAGAAGGAAAAGGAAAUCGCGCGGAAACACGUAUUUAAUGUCUUUAAGGCCGCGUCAGUCACGCUCCGGUUACGUCAUUGCACUCGCGAUUACAGUACGGAGAUAAUUGCGGCUACGUAACUAGCAUCGAGCGAAAACAGAUGUUUUCCAUAGUCGUCAAUUUCUAUACGGCACAUCCAUCGGGCAUAAGUAAUUCAUGUAUUCCGCGAAAACAGAACAAUUUUUAUGCGUCCUACCAUGCAAUGUCUUAAGCGCAAAACAGGAUUCGAAGCUGAUCAUUAGUCUCUCGCAAUCUCUCUUUCGAUAUUCCAUUAUUUUUCCUACGCGUUUGAUGCACGCGUGUUAAUACAAUACUCUUCUUACGUGUUGUUUUCCUUUCAAAAUGCAUAUUAUAGGUAUUUUAAGUACUUGCAUAAACUUCGUUUACAUUACA